AUGGCUAAAGUUCACGGUUCUCUAGCUCGUGCUGGUAAAGUUAAGUCUCAAACUCCAAAGGUUGAAAAAACUGAAAAGCCAAAAAACCCAAAGGGUAGAGCUUACAAGAGAAUGUUGUACAACAGAAGAUUCGUUAAUGUCACCUUGACUAACGGUAAGAGAAAGAUGAACCCAUCUCCAAACCAAGGUUAA
Molecule: messenger RNA, 192 nt
Organism: Henningerozyma blattae CBS 6284
Lineage: Eukaryota; Fungi; Ascomycota; Saccharomycetes; Saccharomycetales; Saccharomycetaceae
Gene: RPS30A
Product: 40S ribosomal protein eS30
Exons: 2
Coding region: 1-192 (63 amino acids)
Biological process (GO): translation
Cellular component (GO): ribosome; cytosolic small ribosomal subunit
Molecular function (GO): structural constituent of ribosome
Source: RefSeq, a predicted model, not a curated record